UCUUCUUCCUCUUCCCACACAAAAAAAGUCCACUUCCGGGUCCCCUUUUAGGGUUCUUCUCUUUCCCGUCGACAAAGAAGAGAGAAAUGAAAGUUCACGGGGGUUCAGCUUCAGCAGAAUAGAUUGGAGCUUAAGGUUCGAUCCACAGCUCUCCAAGUCGGAUUUGCACAGGUUGGACUUCUGGUUUUCUGUUAUCGAAAAGUGCAAAGGGCUUUAGGAUUUCCGAAGUUCAGUCAUCCAAGCUUAUCCCCAAGAAUAAAUGGUGAAGAAAGAGCGAGAGAGGGACCGGGAUAGAGACAGAGACAAAGACAGAAGAAGAGAUAGAGAAGACCAUGGCCAUGACCGUUCCAAGGACCGUGACCGGGAUAGGGACCGGAAUAGAAACAGAGACAAAGACAAAAGAAGAGAUAAGGAAGAUCGUGACCAUGACCGUGCCAAGGAUCGCAAUCGUGAACGUGACCAUGCCAAGGAUCGAGACCGUGACCAUAGAAGAUCCAACACACCUGAACAUACCCGAUCACGGCAUACCCGUUCCCGGACUCGGUCCAGAUCUCAUUCCCCGUCUCGUUCUCGUUCUCGCUCUCGCUCCGUCGACCGAUCACGUCACCACCUCCACUCCCCACUGCCAGACUCACGUCACAAGCACCAUCGCCACAGAGAUGAAGAUGACAAGGACCAGCAACGAGCUGCUGCAGUAUCUGAGUUUGUUGAUGGCAUCGCAAGGGAGCAGCAGCUUAAGCAGCAUGAUUCAUCGGAGGCUCCUCUGAUUACUGCCGGUGAUGCAGAAAUUGAUUCUGAUGAGAUAGAGCUGAUGAAGAAGUUGGGGAUUCCAAUGGGGUUUGAUUCUACGAAAGGAAAGCCAGUCCCUGGUGCUGAUUUAAGUGGAGUUAGGGCUGUGACAAAACGGCAGCCAAGACAAUAUAUGAAUAGGAGAGGAGGUUUCAAUCGGCCGCUGCCAUCAGAGUGUAAUCGGUAGAUUGUUUUUCUUAAAGGGUGGACGGAGCAUGCUGGGUUUGCCCCAUUGAAAUGAUUGUAUUGGCUACUUGAGAGAUUGUAGUUAACAUCUGAUUUGUGUGAAGUUGAGCUAAACGUAUUUCUUUAGAAGUUGAUUUACCCAAGUGAAGUUAUGAAUCAUAUUUUUCCCUUCACAAUUCUACCUUGUUAACCAA
Nelumbo nucifera (sacred lotus) is the source of this 1169-nucleotide messenger RNA. Its product is annotated as U4/U6.U5 small nuclear ribonucleoprotein. Gene Ontology annotation, biological process: RNA splicing. The record is from RefSeq and is a predicted model, not a curated record. NCBI's taxonomy places the organism in Eukaryota, Viridiplantae, Streptophyta, Magnoliopsida, Proteales, Nelumbonaceae. Gene Ontology annotation, cellular component: precatalytic spliceosome.